Messenger RNA from Brenthis ino (lesser marbled fritillary), 6696 nucleotides. The record is from the annotation of a GenBank genome assembly. Lineage: Eukaryota; Metazoa; Arthropoda; Insecta; Lepidoptera; Nymphalidae.
AUGAACCGUGGUGGGCGGGUGGAGCCUACUCCGCCCGAGUGUGCGCUCGCCGCCGAAAUGUUUGACCACUUCUGUUCGGCGGGUACUAUGAAACAAAUCUUAGCUCUUCAUCGGGAAAUUUGUAAUACGCUCAACUUAAAACCCAACAGAUUACCAGAUUUUUAUCCAAAAUUAAAGGCCAAGUUAAUCAGCUCCUGGAAAGCACAAGCUCUCUUUAAGAAAUUUGAUGCUCGCGCCAAUCAUAAAGUAUAUGGAAAGGGACGCGCUUGUACACAAAAUAAAGUGCUCAUUAUAGGCGCUGGACCCUGUGGAGUGCGUGCUGCUAUUGAAUGUCAACUUCUUGGUGCCAAAGUGGUAGUAAUUGAAAAACGUGAUCGAAUGUCCCGUAAUAAUGUGUUACAUUUAUGGCCUUUUGUAAUCCAUGACUUACGAGCGUUGGGUGCUAAAAAAUUUUUUGGAAAAUUUUGUGCUGGAUCUAUAGACCACAUUAGUAUACGGCAGUUGCAAUGCAUUCUUUUAAAGGUAGCGCUGUUACUGGGUGUAGAAUUUCAUGAAGGAGUUAGUUUUGAAGAACUACUGGAACCAACAAUUACAGAAAAUUCUGAAACUUUAGGAUGGCGUGCGCGUGUGAUCCCCUCGGACCAUCCGGUAGCACAGUACGAAUUUGACGCGUUGAUCGGGGCCGAUGGUAAACGUAACACUCUACAAGGUUUCAAACGCAAAGAGUUCCGCGGGAAACUCGCCAUGGCGAUCACGGCCAAUUUUAUCAACCGGCACACGGAGCAAGAAGCGUCGGUGCCGGAAAUUAGUGGAGUGGCUUUUAUAUUUAACCAGAAAUUCUUUAAGGAAUUGUACGAAGUUACUGGAAUAGAUCUCGAAAAUAUUGUUUAUUAUAAAGACGAUACGCACUAUUUUGUAAUGACUGCUAAGAAGCACAGUCUUUUGGAUAAAGGCGUUUUAUUAAAUGAUUUUGCCGAAGUUUCUAGACUUCUUAGCGUUGAAAACGUAGAUCGUGCAGCAUUAAUGCGAUAUGCCCAAGAGGCGGCCAGAUUUUCAACGGACGGACGUUUACCACUUCGGGAUUUUGCACUAAAUCAUUAUGGUGAACCCGACGUUGCGCUAUUCGACUUUACAUCCAUGUACGCAGCAGAAAAUGCCAGUAUGGUGUACGAGCGUCACGGGCGUCGGUUACUGUGCCAGCUUGUGGGGGACAGUCUGCUUGAGCCGUUCUGGCCGACAGGGUCGGGGUGUGCUCGUGGGUUCCUCUCCGCCCUGGACGCAGCGUGGGCGGUGCGCGCGUGGGGCAAUGCACCCACCCCACACCCACUGGAAGUUAUAGCUGAGAGAGAAUCUAUUUAUAGACUUUUGGCGCAAACAACCCCGGAGAACCUUCACCGUGACUUCGGCGCGUACACGUUAGACCCGGGCACGCGCUACCCCAACCUGAACCGCGCUGCCGUCACGCCACACCGCGUCACUGCCUUCUACGACUCUGACGAGCCCUUCCCACUGGAUGCCGCGCCACAGCCGAAGAAGAGACGCAGAGAGCCUGAAAUAUCGGAGGAGGCCCUUAUAGCAUGGGUGGGGCACGUAGAGCCGGGACUGAGGGCCGCGACAGGGCCGGCCGCCCUCUCCGACCUGCUCAAGCGUUACAGACCGGACUUGUUGCCACCCGAGUCCUCGCCUAGAGCCGUCUACAACAUUCUGCAGCAAGAAUUCGGUAUAGCACCGAUUGCAACAAAUGGGCCCACCCGCGAUAUUCCAGAGGCAAAAUUACGAUCAUAUCUUCUGCGUGUAUAUUAUGCUUUUAAAGGUGAAGUUCCUCAUGUCUAUCAUAAAUCGGACAUGUUCGAUCAGAUUAAGCAAAGUCAGCAAACUGAAAAGAAUAUACGAAACAUAACUGACCAUUCUGUUUCUGUUUAUUCAAACGCUGCGGAUACUGACAAAUCUCAUUCGAGCCACAGGAAAAAGCGUCGCUCCGUGCGUACACAACAAGUAAGUAAUGAUCCUGCGGAAUUUAUACGGAAAGAAAUUGGAAAAUUAGAUCUUAACGAUAUUACACAAUUAGCUCGCCUCAUCGAAGGUCAUGAUGCGAUUUCCAAUGACGAACAACAUACAGAUAAGCAACGCGAAUUGCAAGAACAAAUAAUUACUUUAUUAGAUCCCGAAGAAUCCCCAGACCCCGCUAUAAUACGAGAUUCUUUAGCUCAACUUUUGCAAGGUACAUCAAAAACAAAAAUAAAAGCAAAAGAAGCCAUGAAAGAUCAAGCAAAUCUCGCACAUUUCUUUCAAGGAGGUAAUACAGAAAAAAAGUCUAUAAAUCCGCCUCGUAAAUUAAAAGGUUUGGAUGCAGACACAAUAAAACUACCCGAUUUCUCAGAUAUAUUCGACAAUUCUGAGGACACAGAUGCUACUUUGGUAGCAAAGAUUACAAAGAAAAAAGUAAAAUUAAAAUCUCCUUCAAUAAGUAUCAGUAAACAGGACAAAUUCACUCGUUCUUCUUCGACGGAGACACCGGCUCAUCAAACUAGAAGAUUGUCUGAAGUAAUAGAUAAAGAACGAAAAAGGUUCUCACAAAGCCCUGAAGUAGCGCCUUAUGGUCGAUCGAAUUCAGUUGGAUCAUCAGAAAUGGCAUACAACACUAAACGUAUCGCGCAAUUGUUCGAAGGCCACAAACGCCACACACCGAGCCCUGAAUCAGUUUCAGUUCGCACAAGAUUAGCAGACAAUCCAGAAAUGGCAUCUCGUUGGCAACGAAUGGCUGAUAUAAUUGAAGGAAAACGACGUGACACUCCUAGUCCCGAUCGUUCGAAGCGACGUGAUUCCAUUGGGAAUCCCGAACUAGCUCUACGCAGGCAGCGCGUAUCAGAUUUGAUCAAAGGUGUGCCUAAGCAGCGUCGAAGCCCUGAACAUUCAACGCAGAGGAGGAAUUCUGGUGAAAUGGCAUUUAGAAUGCAAAGGGUAUCUGAUAUGAUGAAGAAAAAAAGUGCCGAGGCCAAGAGACCGAAAACAUACGGCAAACGGAAGGCAGCACGUGAAAUUAUGAAGCAACGUUUUGAGAAGAGUUUACAGAUGCUUGCUGCAGAAACGCGGCUCGAUUUUACGCCCUCAGCUGAUUUGGAAAAUGAUUACGGCUUGCAACAGUACCGAGCCAGCGCGCCGCAAUUCGACGAGCGAGUUAAAAAAUUGGAGCGGAAGUUGCAACACUACGAGGAGGGCAGAUUGGUUGGUGGUGGUGGACGCAACGUGGGUGGCGGAGCUCGCGUGGCUCGCCUUGCCGCCGAACUAUCCAACACAACCACUCCCUCGGCAGUACCUCGCGCUUCCAAACCGAAAGAUCUCAUGAGAUCUGUAGGCAAAAUUGAACGAGACGAUUGGAAUGUUAAGGAAAUCGAACGAAAGAUAUUGGAAAAUAAACUCGGCCGACCUGAGCCUAAAACUGCGGAGAAGGUACCCAAGUGGGACCGAGAGCAAUUCUUGGGUCGUCAACGCCGACUCAAGGAAGGCGAUUCCAACGAAGAAAAAUGGGGGGAAAUUGACGAAACUCUGCACAAACUUGAUCAAAAGCUCAGAGAUUCUGGGAGACCGGAUCACGGAACUAAAAAAGUAGCUAACUUGGCCACGAAAUUUGUUAAAAAAGAAGAACCAACCGAGGAAGUUUACAAAGUGGCACCUAAAGAGGAGCUAAAAAAGCAAUGGCGUGGCCCGUCAUCAGCGGGCAUGCAAUGCGCGGCUUGCGGCACGCGCGUGUUCGCAGCAGAGGGCGUCACGGCCGACGGCCUGCAUCUACACCGCGCCUGCUUCCGCUGCGCUGUCUGCAAAGCUGUACUGAGACCAGGAAGCUACACAAUGGAGCGCUACGGCAGCAGGCUAGUCUGCCUCCGUCACUCGGGCGUGAGCGUGCCCGACGCGAUAGUAACGAGUUCUCUGACCACACCGUCCACGACCCGCACCGACGCGCCUACACCCACGCCAGAACGAAUCAGUCUAGAACUUUCCGAUGGUGGAGCACGAGAAAUCGACGAAGAUGAAUGGACCGACAGGAACUUCCUUGCUUCCGAAACCUCGGGAGCUGGAGGUCUUAGUGACGAAGAAGAAUCCAGUUCCGACGAGUACACAGAUGCGGGCGACAGUGACAACGAAGCGGAGCAGUCACCAGAGCCCGUGCUCAGUGAGCCGCGUCCACCGCACUCUCACCUCUACUUCUCGGACGAUUCCUUUGGCUAUGAUGAUUAUUCAGAUGAUGGUGCUGAAUCUUCUGGCAACGAAUCGUGUUCGCGCAUGCGGGCUGCGCGCGAGGCGCGGCGGCGCGAGGUGCCAGCCGAGGCGCGGCCACCCACUGACAGCAGCGAGGUGGAGUCAGAGGAAGAGAGUGAAAGCAGCGAUGAGGAAGUAUCUUCAGCUACUGAAGUAUCGACAGACAGCGAGUUUGCACGGGAGGAAUGCACUCCAGCUUGCCCUACCUCCCCUCCCGCCAUAUUAGUGACGGAGGCCACUCCGCCCGCACCUGCCGCGCAUCCCGCACCCCCCGCGCCCCCGGAAUAUCCCUUAAACAGGACACGUUCUGCCGGCGGCCUCGCCACCAAACGAGCUCUAGAACUAAAAAGAAAGUACCUCCUUGGUGAACCAUCUCCACCAACGAUAGCAGAAGAAACAAAAAUUCAGCCUAUGCCAGAUAUAAUUAAAAAUCUGUGUAGUGUCGCACCUGUAGACUUGCUAACUAAAGGCGAUUCGCCACUGUGCAAAAGUGAUUGGCGAGAACCUAUUAAAGAAGAAAAGAAAGAGCCAGAAAUUGAAUCAGACUCGCUUACGGAAGAAGACUCGUCGCAUACUGAAACGAUUCCAAAUCAAUUUGUUCCUAGAGUCGAAGUUCACGAUGAAGGUGGUGAACUGAUACAAUUAGAUAGCUUAAUGAUUAUAAAUAAUAGCGUCGAUGACAAUGAUGAAAAAGCCUCAGGAACGGCUACAACUACGGGUCCCACCAUAGUCGCAGCGGACUCGGAAUCGUCUGAAUCCUGUAGGGAUGCGACCACUUUAGCUUUAACUGAAACAGAGCUCUCAGAUUGGGCAGCUGAAAGUGCUGUUCUAGACGAUUGUGGCUUUGAUGAAAAGGAAGAUAGAAAGAGAAGCAAAAAUCCCAGAAGUCUUAGUGGACCUAAACUAGUGCAUGAAACGAAAAAUAUAUCUGCUAUUGCUUCACAUGUCUGCGGCAGGACUAGUCCAGAUCCUAUUGUUUUUUCAAAUGCCUUAGAACACUUUGAAUUUGCUGAUGAAGGUGAUCAAGACCCGUUUAUAGAAACUCCUACCACUCCUCGUAACGAGGGCUAUAUGGAGCUAAUUGAUGAUGAAUAUGAUCCUUAUUUCCCUGCUAAUGAUAGAUCUAUGAAUUUUAUAGAAAGAAGUUUUUCAGAAACCACAAUUAAGCCUAAUGAUAUUAUCGUCCCUGUUGAAGAUGACAAACCAAGUGAUUUUGAUGACGUAAUAAAAUUUAUAGACGAUCAAGAUUCUAAAACUGAAAGUAUACCAAAAUGUGAUAGUGCAAAAUCUUUAUCACAUGCCGAAAUGGCACAAAAUGACGCCUUUGAUAAAUCAAAUACUAGUAGUGACAAAAAAGAAGAUUCUUUGAUUCGAGUUUCUGAGCUAAGCAGUGUGGACAACGAUACCAACAUAGAUCUCAAAAGAGAAUCGACGAGUAUAUCCGAUACAUCCCCACCAUUAGAAGAUGACAGUACAAGUAAAAUUGACAAAAACGAUGAUGACAAAUUAGAAAAUGAUACGUCUUUAGAAGAUAUUUCACCACCUCUAGCAUCAGAAAAAUCGAAACCACAAAGUAGUGAACGUUUAACUUACAAUAAUUUAAGUAAACCUGUGACAUUUACAAGUCCUUCCAGUAUUAGACUAUAUGCACCAGCCAUAUGUAGGUCUGCGAGUGAAACUUUUAGUAGAACAAACAUUAGGCGGCCUAAUUCUCCACCGCGAAACAUAGACUGGAGCACGUCCUAUCAUUUAAGUUCAGAUUCCGUAUCCACUUCGAGUCCUAAUUCUAAACAUGAAUCCAUAGAUGAUAAAGUGCAGGAAAUAAAAAAGGAACGAGAGGAACAAACCGAAGUGGUGCGGCGUUUAGUUUUGGAGAGAUUAGGUAGUACCGGCCAGCGGGCGAAUAAAAAGAGUACACGAAGGAAUAGAGCGUCGCCUUUGAGCGUGAUGCCUCCGCCCGUGCCGCCGCCGCCGGUGCUGGGCGAGCCCGCGCCGCUGCCGCCGCCCCCGCCGCGCCCCGCCCCACCCGCGCCCCCGCUCAUGUCUCUGCCACCCGUCACUCCAUCCUUCUCCGACCCGGACCUCACACACGAGCGCAGGCGCACAGGUAUUAUGAAGAGCAUUUCGAAUUAUUUAAACAGACGUCUGGGACCUCGACAUAAGUGUGUCUCGGAGCCGGACCUGACGACGCACGAGCCGCACCAAAGCCGUCACCGCGAAGCCCAUAAGUCGACGGGUACUCUGAACGCGCCGCCGGUCCCGCCGCCCCCUGUCUGCUACACUCCACCAGAUAUACACCAAUCGCCGGGAGCAAGACCAGCGGAGCAGCAAGCGGCGACGGUGGCCGAAUUAGUUCAAGUGUCUGCGCAACGCCACGCCCAUCUCGCUUUAAUGGCGGCAGACAGAAGACGAAAUGCUGCUAGCGGCGGAGUUGGCGGC